Messenger RNA from Rubroshorea leprosula, 678 nucleotides. NCBI's taxonomy places the organism in Eukaryota, Viridiplantae, Streptophyta, Magnoliopsida, Malvales, Dipterocarpaceae. The record is from the annotation of a GenBank genome assembly.
GUUUCCUUUAUUAUAGAUGUUGUUUUAUGGUUUCGGAGUUUUUUCAUUUUUGAACCCGGGCAUGCCUGAGUUGAGAGAAUGUUCAUACGUACUCUUAUUCUAGGAUUUUGGACUGCAAUGAAAUGACCAUUCUCCCUAAAAAGGGCAGUCGACCCUCGUGGAUUUGGAACAUCAUUUUAUGUGAAGAGACUCUUUAAAAGAGAAAAUGAUGUUAUUUAUGCAGUCAAGAGUCAAGAGUCAAGGCUAUUCCAUUAUCAAGGAUUUCGAGGCCACCAUUGGAUCUGGGUGCAGCAUCAUUUGCAUUAGUGAUUGGGGCAAAAUUAGUGGCAAUGUGCUAGCUGGAGAUGAGUACUCAAUUCCAUACGACAGAACUCCAGAACAAAUUCUAAUGAUUGUGCAUGGACCUGGGGACGAGACAGUCCCUGAGGUUUCUACCCAAAUGGAGCUGUUGUUGCACGAAAUAUGUGCUUAAAAAAUCUGAGAUUAAUGAACAAGAAAUAGUGAAGAUGUGUUAUGUGGGUACGUCUUUAAUAUUUAUAAAGGGGACAAUGGAUCUAUUUAGUCAGAGUUGAAAAUAAGAGGAGAUAUUUAUUUCUCUUUGCUUAAGUAUUUGUAAUUUGUAUGGACCUUUUCUAAGUUUCCUUAAUUGCUUGCAAGCAGUAAAGUUCAAAAGGGGUA